Messenger RNA from Strongylocentrotus purpuratus (purple sea urchin), 1959 nucleotides. RefSeq names its product 39S ribosomal protein L37, mitochondrial (gene mrpl37). Lineage: Eukaryota; Metazoa; Echinodermata; Echinoidea; Camarodonta; Strongylocentrotidae. The record is from RefSeq and is a predicted model, not a curated record. Gene Ontology annotation, molecular function: structural constituent of ribosome. The transcript has 8 exons. The coding region runs from base 42 to 1364 and encodes 440 amino acids. Gene Ontology annotation, biological process: translation. Gene Ontology annotation, cellular component: ribosome; mitochondrion.
AUUGCUUGAUUUUUCUUUGCAGCGCUACUGUACAUCACACCAUGCCAUCCAGCAUGACCACUAGGCUUUUUCUCAAGUCUAGCAGCCUAGCUGGUAGUAGACUCCUGACAGGUCCCCUCAUCCUUCCAGGCCAGAAAUGGAUUCUUGUGCGGGGUUAUCGGCCGGAGAAGAAAAGGCAGAUCCGUGAGAGGGGCAAGGAGCAGAGGAAGACGACAGCGAGAAAGAUUUAUGAGACGUUAGAUCUACCAAGCCCCUACAACAUACCAACAAAGGAGAAGAUAGCAGACUUCCAUCCCAGGUACAUGAACCGUGUUCACAUGAACGAGGACAACCCUCACUACCACGAGGAGAAGACCUACAUCUUCAACCAUCGGUGUCGGCUAGAGGAAGGUGUGAACCAGGCCCUGUGGCUGACCAAGAGCAAACUCAUGGGAGAGGGACAGCUUCCAGAGAGGAUACAGGAGCUCGCGUCUCGUCUUGAGAUGCCCGAUAUGGAGGAGAGAGUCUUGAGAUCAAUCAGGAAAUGUCGUCAGUAUGACACGCAGAGCAAACUCAUCCCAGUCGAUAGAUACAGCUACGCACAGAACAUAGAUUUCAUCCGGCUAUGUCAGCUGAUGAGCGGUCAGUAUCCAGGGCUACUACAGAGGGCUCAGUCAGACGGGUACUACGUAGCAGGAUCAUGGCAUAGAGGGGACGAACAGAUCCAGGUGCGUGGACGGUCAGGUCUGCUGGUCUCCUCUACCAGUCCCUUAGAGCGGUUAGCCAGUCCAGAGGAGGUAGCGGAGACGGCCUCUCACACCCUCCCCGACUUCUACCCUCUUGCUCCGACCAUUGACCUUUUGACCCGUAACGUCUACAAGGACAAUCAUAACUUCUCAGGUUUUUAUGAAGGGUCGCCUUUUCCUCAUGCCCACACUCUCUUCAUACAUGAUGCCAGGAAUUGGUGUCGCAAUACGAUGCAGUAUCUCAAUGCUCAGGGACUGAUGUUUGCUUUCGCCAAUGCCAUGUCAAGAGCUAAACUUCAAUAUGGGGCUGAUGCUGCCAUUGACCUUGAUGAACCCAUCGUGACCCAGAGCAUCGUGUCGACGGGGGUCAAGUUCGCCUUCAUCCAAGUUCAGCUGAACACCCUGAACAUGAACUCUAAUGACGGCAUCAAAAACAUGGUCUGGGUCGAUGAAGGGAACGUGAUGUACUCCGAUCAUUAUCCUGUGGUAUUCAGGAUAUUCAAAACCCAUGGCAACCGCCACACCAAGCCUGGUUACAUUAAGAAGAUGCAUCGAAGGGAUCCUGACCUCGGAUGCAGAGAGCUCGACGUAAACGUCUUCCGGAAGUUUCUUGCAUGCUAUGUCAACGGUGCAGCAUGAUACAGAAAUAUAGAUAGUUAGCUUUAAUGUGUGUGUCUAUGUUUAUGUAGAGGACUUUUUUUUAUUCCCUUACAUGUAAGUGAUAUGUAUCAUUAUUGUACAACAUAUUCUCUGACUACAAGUUGUCCCAAUUUAAUUCUAAUGCUAGUUGAAUUUGAUAUAAACUUCCUCAGAAGUUUUCUGGUGUGCUAUGUCUAUGGUGCUGUACGAUUGAGAGGAUUAGCAAUUGAACAAGCAAAAUACAACAGAGUCGAAAUUUCAACAUAGGGCUCAUGUGUGCAGAUUGUAAAAGGUUAAUUCCAGACCAUUCUAAAAAAAAAGUUAGUAUGAAGCCCUGCCUAAAAUCCAUAUAUCUUUGAUAAAAUGAAAGCAGAAGUACAUGCCACUGGAACAAAUCUUGUGGGAGUACGCAUUGGAUCACUUUUAUGACUUCUAGUGCUCCUAUUAUAUUUUUGAAAAAAGUGCUGGGAAGGUUUAAUUGUCUUAAUGUGUCAACGAUAAUCAGUGAUUGAAACUUUGUUUGCAUAUUUGUAUGUGUUUUUUUUUCUUAUGAGAGUCUAAAUGACACUAAGUAAAUAAACUGAUCAUAUCGUGA